Messenger RNA from Lipotes vexillifer (Yangtze River dolphin), 2246 nucleotides. RefSeq names its product protein phosphatase 1 regulatory subunit 8 (gene PPP1R8). Gene Ontology annotation, molecular function: protein binding. The record is from RefSeq and is a predicted model, not a curated record. The coding region runs from base 89 to 1144 and encodes 351 amino acids. NCBI's taxonomy places the organism in Eukaryota, Metazoa, Chordata, Mammalia, Artiodactyla, Lipotidae. The transcript is spliced from 7 exons.
CAGGCUGCUGGGAAGCCGCCUCUCUCCUCUGGGUCUUCCAGUUUCCCGGCGUGCUUCAGGCCCGCCAAAUGGGAGGGGGAGAAGCAAGAUGGCGGCAGCCGCGAACUCCGGCUCCAGCCUCCCGCUGUUUGACUGCCCGACCUGGGCAGGUAAACCCCCUCCUGGUUUACAUCUGGAUGUAGUCAAAGGAGACAAGCUAAUUGAGAAACUGAUCAUUGAUGAGAAGAAAUAUUACUUAUUUGGGAGAAACCCUGAUUUGUGUGACUUUACCAUUGACCACCAGUCUUGCUCUCGGGUCCACGCUGCCUUGGUCUACCACAAGCAUCUGAAGAGAGUUUUCCUAAUAGAUCUCAACAGUACACACGGCACUUUCUUGGGUCACAUUCGGUUGGAGCCUCACAAGCCUCAGCAAAUUCCCAUCGAUUCCACGGUCUCAUUUGGUGCAUCCACAAGGGCAUACACUCUGCGUGAGAAGCCUCAGACAUUGCCAUCGGCUGUGAAAGGAGAUGAGAAGAUGGGUGGAGAGGAUGAUGAACUCAAGGGCUUACUGGGGCUUCCAGAGGAGGAAACAGAGCUUGAUAACCUGACGGAGUUCAACACUGCCCACAACAAGCGGAUUUCCACUCUCACCAUUGAGGAGGGGAAUCUGGACAUUCAGAGACCAAAGAGGAAGAGGAAGAACUCACGGGUGACCUUUAGUGAGGAUGAUGAGAUCAUCAACCCAGAGGAUGUGGAUCCCUCAGUUGGUCGCUUCCGGAACAUGGUGCAGACUGCAGUGGUCCCAGUCAAGAAGAAGCGGGUGGAGGGCCCUGGCUCCCUGGGCCUGGAGGAAUCAGGGAACAGGCGCAUGCAGAACUUUGCAUUCAGUGGAGGACUCUAUGGGGGCCUGCCCCCCACGCACAGUGAAGCCGGCUCCCAGCCGCAUGGCAUCCACGGGACAGCACUCAUCGGUGGCUUGCCCAUGCCAUACCCGAACCUCGCUCCUGACGUGGACUUGACUCCCGUCGUGCCGUCAGCAGUGACCAUGAACCCUGCACCAAACCCUGCCGUCUAUAACCCUGAAGCUGUCAACGAACCCAAGAAGAAAAAAUAUGCAAAAGAGGCUUGGCCGGGCAAGAAGCCCACACCUUCCUUACUGAUUUGAUAUUUUUGGUAAUGGAGGAGGGUGGGAUUGGGUGGGAACAGGGUGGAAGGGUGAUGGGGGAGCUAAUGAAUUAGGGAGAAAAACUUUCCAUGUGUGCAGUAUCGUCUUUCAGAAUGUCUCCUGGGGUCCUAAGCAUGUAAUAUUAAAACUGGGGGUGGGGUUGAAGUAUCCCAGAAAGACCUGUCUUCAGAGCACUUUCAUUGAAGAGCAAUGGUUCAUACAUCCUUUUAAAUAGACUGCCCUGGCUCUUUUCCACUCUUUCCAUUAUCUCCUUUUUUCUUUUCUCCCUCUUUCUAGGAUCACUUUUAAAAAAAUCAUUUACCCCAGGGAGAGACUCCAGGCCCUCAGGUUGAAUGUAGAGCUGUGGAGGUGACAGUAGCAUUGCCAGCUUUGUGGGUUUAGCAGCCUGAUUUAUAUUUACUAUCCUGCAAGUCCCAGGUAGCAGAAGGGUUGCCACGGAUUCUAGGUUAACAAGAGGGUUUAGAAUGCUUCAGUUAAGCUAAGGUUUAAAACAACUCAGAAGUUUUCCUGGGUCGGUGGUUUUGAGGUCCAGUAGUUAGGCUUUUCUCUUUUGUCCUUUCUGUUAGAAUGAGAACAUUUUGAUUUUUCUCCAUCUGUGACCAGUGCCAUAGACACAGGUUGAUAGUUUUAAACUUACAGUAUUGUUUGAACUUUACCUGUUUUUCUUGUCAAACCUGAGUACUCCACUUGCUGAAGUUUCUCAUUUGAUUCCAGAGUACUGUCCUCUACUCUCUAAGGCAUUACUUUCAAGUGUGUUAUGAAGGCAAUAUAAAGGAUAUGACCAGUUAGAGCAAUUUCAAUUAAAAAGGAAAAGAUUUUACUUUGAAGUAACGGAUAUCUCGAAGAGGACAUUUUCGGAUGUUGAUUUGGAGGCUCUUUCCCCCCUUGACCGAGAGCUCUCGUUGUCCAGAGCUCCAAGACUAGACCUGGUUAACAAACAUAGGAGACAAAGGUAGGACACAUAGAUGUGAGCUUUGUACAGAGAUUUGUACAUUUGUGUAAUAGGGCUUUUCACGCUUUAUGUGUAGCUUUUUACCUGUAACCUUUAUUACAUUGUAAAUUAAACGUAACUUUUGUCAUU